UUGACGAGACUCUUUCGUAGUCAGCUAAAAAAAGAUUGGUACACCUUAAAAACACAGCAUAGAGAACCGAUUAUCGCAGUUAUCCAAGGGUUGGAGAAACCUGAGAGGACGUAGCGGCUCAGUGAAGCUCGACAAGAUGGCUAGUUAGCGAAACAGUCUGCCAAUACUUGAGAGCUUGCUCCGCCUUCUGGUAUAUUCCAUACGACAAUGGCAGAUUACCUGAUUUGCUAAAGGAAUACGUUCUUUCACGCUUCCUGAAAAUUAAAUGGGUGCAUUUGCUUAAUUUGACACUUGACGGUCCAGACACAGCGACAUUGUUGCUCAACUUGUGACACGUUUGAACAAUUUACAUUUGGAUCAUUCUUAGUCCCGAAAAGGGAACUGCAAUCUUAAAUCUAGAAGGGUUGCAGCAGACUGGACUCUUCAUUUAGAGAAGUGUCUCAACAAAUCCUUGCUAUUGGUUUCGAAAAGUUAAGUAGGCAUGAGUACCGCCAGGACAGAGACCCCAGCGAUUUUGGGCUUGUCCAACCAGAAUGGACAGCUUCGAGGCUCAGUGAAGCCUCCUGGAGCACCAGGUGGAGGUGGAGGAGGCCCUCAACAGCAACUUAUUCAGAUGAAAGGCACAAUCAACAAUGGCAACGGCCAACUGGGCCCGACAAGUAAUGCUGUCAAGCCUGGAGAUGACUGGAAGAAAAGUUUAAAGUUGCCCCCUAAAGACACGAGGAUGAAAACUUCGGAUGUGACUUCAACUAAAGGCAACGAGUUUGAAGAUUAUUGCCUAAAGAGGGAGCUGCUCAUGGGAAUCUUUGAGAUGGGCUGGGAAAAGCCAUCUCCAAUCCAGGAGGAAAGCAUUCCCAUUGCACUGUCAGGAAGAGAUAUCUUGGCAAGAGCCAAAAAUGGCACGGGAAAGAGUGGAGCCUACCUCAUUCCCUUACUUGAACGCAUUGACCUGAAGAGGGACUGCAUACAAGCUAUGGUCAUAGUACCCACCCGAGAACUGGCUCUGCAAGUAAGCCAAAUAAGUAUCCAGGUCAGCAAACACAUGGGUGGAGUAAAGGUAAUGGCAACCACAGGUGGAACCAACCUACGCGAUGACAUCAUGAGACUCGAUGAGACGGUACAUGUGAUCAUUGCCACUCCUGGGAGAAUUUUAGACCUCAUCAAGAAAGGAUUGGCCAAAGUCAAUCAAGUGCAGAUGGUCGUUCUGGAUGAAGCUGACAAGCUCCUGUCUCAGGACUUUGUGGUUAUGAUGGAGGAAAUGCUGGGCUUCCUGUCCAAACGGAGGCAAAUCUUGCUUUAUUCUGCAACCUUUCCUGUCAGCGUUCAGAAGUUUAUGAAUGCACACUUGCAGAAACCCUAUGAGAUCAACCUGAUGGAGGAGCUGACACUCAAGGGUGUGACUCAGUAUUAUGCUUAUGUAACUGAGAGGCAAAAAGUCCAUUGCCUUAACACCUUGUUCUCUCGGCUCCAGAUCAACCAGUCGAUAAUCUUCUGCAACUCCUCACAGAGAGUGGAACUCCUUGCCAAGAAGAUCUCCCAGCUUGGUUAUUCGUGUUUCUACAUUCAUGCCAAGAUGAGACAGGAGCAUCGCAACCGUGUGUUCCAUGACUUCAGAAACGGCCUCUGCCGGAAUCUUGUCUGCACUGAUCUCUUCACAAGAGGAAUUGACAUUCAAGCUGUGAAUGUUGUAAUCAAUUUCGACUUUCCCAAGCUGGGAGAGACCUACCUUCAUCGCAUUGGGAGAUCUGGCCGCUUUGGACACUUGGGUCUCGCCAUUAACCUCAUCACUUAUGAUGAUCGCUUCAAUCUGAAGGGGAUUGAGGAGCAGCUCGGAACGGAGAUCAAGCCCAUCCCUGGCAUCAUCGACAAGAGUCUAUAUGUGGCAGAGUACCACAGUGAGAGUGGCGAAGAGGUCUAGCCGUGAGCCAAUCAGUCCAACAUCCAUUCCCCUUUUUUGUUCAUCCCCCGAACCCCCGUCUUGAAGUCCUCGUUUAAUUUUUUAUGUCCAGUUUCCUAUUUUGGAUGCCACCAUAAGGAAUGUGUAUUUUGAUUCGAAGCGUUUCGGAAGAACUCAUUUGCCCUUUUAUUGGGCUCUGUGCUGCGCCAUCACACCCUGAAGACAUACGCACUGGGAGGAAAGCACGGGACCAAGUCUAAAUGUAUCAGUGCACAUUGUGAAGACUCCACCACCGACGCAAAGCCAGCACCAACGGACCGCUAUACAACUCCAUGUUUUAGUUUGAGAAGUUUUAACAAAUUUGUAUCAAGUGCCUUAACAAGCAGAUCAACUCGUUCUAAAGUAACAACCCUUCAUUAUUCGCCAUCUUGCUUCAUACCACUCGCUCACAUUUGCCGACUUGAAAAUUUGUUUCACUAAUUUAGCGUCCGACCGCAUAGAUGAUUUCAUAUCUGUUUUUGGUUGAGUCAUCAAUGGAGAUGAGGAGAGAGCCGGUCUGAUCUUUUUUUUGCUGGCUUCGCUGCACUUGAGUCUGGCUGGUAAAGAGGACCCGCUUGGAUGUUCCAUGGACAGAGAUGCUGGAUUUAGUUCAAGAGACGGCCAGACUGCCUGGUAGCUGGUGGAGAAGCUUGUGCUUCUAAAAGAGCCACAUCCUUCCCUUGGGCUUCAGUGUCGGAACACUGAAAUGAAUAUGCAGCCGCAGCAGUCAUGAGGAUUCCUCUUCUGGUGGAGUUUAAUUGUGGGAACGCAUUUUUUUUCUUUUUCUUUGUCCUGUGUUUCACCUUCCGACGGAUGGCCAUACUUUAUUCUGCGAGCUGUGCAGCCAACAUGUGGGGUGCACCUUCCACCUUGUGUAAAUACCUUAAUUUUAAGAUUGUUUUAAACGAGUAGAAAAGACUGGCCAACAAACUGAAAAGAACCCCACACCCCCCUCUUGUUGGCACUGGAGGCUGUUUGCCUCACUUUGUUUGAUCUGCAAUAUCGGCCUGUGAAUUUAUUUAUCAUUUUAGAAAUUGCAGAAUUUAUUAGAAUCUAAAACCUGUAAAAUGGCUUGUGCAUGUCAUUUUCUUUGGAGGUGAAGUACACGUGUAAUAUUUAGCCCCUUCAGAGUGCAAUUCUUCAAUGUUGCACUUAAAUUAAGAUUCUUUAAAUUGUUGCCCUUCUGCUCCCAGUUCAGUGUUCAGUCUUGACAGGUGGCUUUGUCAAGCUCAUGCAUUUGAGUAAUGAAUUAUUUGUUGUCCCCAGCCUUAACUUUUGAAACCGACCUUGUGACGCACUCUAAGAUCUCUUAUAGCGAGUGUUGUGAUCGCAAGAUGAAUGAUAUUCUAUCAUGUAGUCGUACUACUCCUCUCGGUGCAGCAAAAUUGUCAGAUUAGUUUUCCGCGGCGGUAUUGGCCGUUACGUUCUCUCUGCUCUAAGCACAGCGACGCCACUUCACAAAUGUUGACUACGCUGUGGAUCUAUGUUCCCCCUUUCCAAGACGUUUGCCAAAUGCAUCUGACCUCAAAUGUAGCAGGAAUCCACUCUGUGCAUUGUGUGCUAGCUGGCUUUAAUUAAUCCAGCUGGCAAAAGAUGCCUCAUUUAAAAGAAGAAAAUGCAACCUCAGCAGGUUGAACUGCACUUAACGCACAGAGACGUGAUCAGGCAAUAACACGGGCCGCUCUGCGCUGUGCGCCCACAACGCCCAAAUGGGAAGAAAGUGUGAGGCACAAAAUCUAAACAAAUGGCACGGCGGGCGAAUGGGCGAGAAGGAUGACAGAUUACCAUUAGUCUGACUGCUUGUUUGAAGAAAAUAACGUGGGCCCCUCAGCCUGCUGAGUUCACGGUUUAUUUCGCUGCCCUUUAUUGUGAUGUUGGGUUUGGAAUACAGUUUUGUGUUUUCAUGCGACACGACGACCUCGUUCUGCAUUAAGGUCUCUGACCACUCGGUUGGUCAGCGGACACCUUUUUGUGACUGAGGUUCCCCUUUGUUAUGGUGAGAUGCUCUUUACACUGUUCUAAUCGAUGAGAAGUCGGACAUUUGCACAUUUAAUUGAACGUCUUUUUAAAAAAACAACUAAUCCAAAUCGUGUGAUAAUGUCGAGUUUAAAAAUGACUUUUAUUUCUCAUUGGUUAGGACUGAUCCCUGUUCUCUCGGCUCUAUUAAUGCGUCCUAAAUACAAGUACUUCUAAUUCGGCUGUUUUGGUUGGGUGGGAGGUCUGCAUUUGUUCCACGUAUUCAAACUAAAUGCAGCGUCAGCCGAGUGAACGGGGAUCUCACUGCAGGCGCCUGGCAGCUGCCUGUUGUGUCAGCCAGAGGCAGGAAACAACACAGCAGAUCCUCUCAGAGCUAAACUUUACGAUCAAGAUUCAGUGUGUUGCUGCCUUUUGAUGGGAUGCUGCUUCACUGCCUGGCUGCCAUGUUGAGAACCUUAAAGACUGAGACGAGAGCAUCUCCCGUCAGAUCGGGCAAUUUAAUUGGAUAGUUUGUGUAACUAAAUUGUCUCAUUCUUUAAGGUGUUUAUUUUAAUUUGUGGGCUGGCUAAAUUAUUGCUCUUGCUGCCCUGAUGCACACGUUCAUCCUCUCGAUGGUUCUGAAACAUUUACGUAAACACAGCUUUUGUGUUCAAUCUGGCCGCUGAUCCUCCUCCGAGGAUGUGGGAGGAGUCCGUUAGGGAAUUCUUUCCUCAGUGAUGCAUCAGUUAAAAAUAAUGGGGAGGAGCCUUUGGGCAAUUAAACAUUAUAAGAUCUAAAGUUCCAAAGUUAUGUUAAUAGUUACAAAAGGAUUGAAAAAAGUUGCCCUUGGAUUUUAUUUUAGCUUUCAAAAUGAAACGUUCAAGUGGAGUUAACCUUAAUUAAAAAGUCUCCAAGUUUAAGGAAGAAUUUAAAGCCAGAGUUUCUUUUAUGAAUAUUUGGUUAUUUAAUUGGCACCGUUUUCAGUGACGCUAAUUUUACAAUGGACUCAAGUUUAAAAGAUGUCUUGAAUAUUAUUGAAUUCGAUUGAAAGUUCUGUUAAUAAAGCUCACUGAAAUUUA
This is a messenger RNA of Pseudoliparis swirei, 4971 nucleotides long. RefSeq names its product DEAD (Asp-Glu-Ala-Asp) box helicase 6 (gene ddx6). The record is from RefSeq and is a predicted model, not a curated record. Gene Ontology annotation, biological process: cytoplasmic stress granule assembly; P-body assembly. The coding region runs from base 482 to 1918 and encodes 478 amino acids. The transcript has 14 exons. Lineage: Eukaryota; Metazoa; Chordata; Actinopteri; Perciformes; Liparidae. Gene Ontology annotation, molecular function: RNA helicase activity; ATP binding; mRNA binding. Gene Ontology annotation, cellular component: cytoplasmic stress granule; P-body.